Molecule: messenger RNA, 1498 nt
Organism: Loa loa (African eye worm)
Lineage: Eukaryota; Metazoa; Nematoda; Chromadorea; Rhabditida; Onchocercidae
Exons: 12
Coding region: 1-1446 (481 amino acids)
Biological process (GO): nucleotide-sugar biosynthetic process
Molecular function (GO): GDP-L-fucose synthase activity
Source: RefSeq, a predicted model, not a curated record
AUGGCUUCUUCGUCACGUCGAUUAACAAAAGAAUUGACAGAUAUUCAGUCAUCUGAUUCGAGGACAUUUUGCUGUGUUGAAUUUGAUGAAAAUAAUUUGCUCCACUGGACAGGUCUUCUCGUCCCGGAUAAAGAACCAUACAACAAGGGAGCAUUUAAAGUAGCUAUAGAUUUUCCCGUAGAAUAUCCGUUUAAACCGCCCAAGAUUACAUUUUUGACGAAGAUUUAUCACCCAAAUGUUGACGAGAAAGGACAAGUAUGUCUUCCGAUUAUAUCACCUGACAACUGGAAACCUGCUACCAAAACUGAACAAGUGAUGAAUGCAUUGCUUGGUCUGAUUACGGAACCGGAACCAGAUCACCCGUUACGAGCGGAUCUUGCCGAAGAAUUUACGAAAGAUAGGAAAAAAUUCAAUAAGACAGCAGAAGACUACACGAAAAAAUACGCAGUAAAACGACCGGAUGGCGAAAGAAAGCAGCAAAUAAUUGAUCGGAUGGACUCAAUGACAGUAUUGGUAACCGGUGGGACAGGCCUUGUAGGACGAUCUAUUGAGAAGAUAAUAACAACUGAAGAACCACGAUCAAACGAAAAAUGGAUUUUCAUUGGACGAAAAGAUUGUGAUUUAACGGAUGCCGAAGCUACAAAAAAGCUUUUCCUGAAGUAUAAGCCUUCUCAUGUAGUUCAUUUAGCGGCCAUGGUUGGCGGUCUUUUCCACAAUCUCCAUUGUAAUCUGCAAUUCUUUCGGAAAAACAUGCAAAUCAAUGACAACGUACUGAUGGCAUGUAAUGAAUUUGAUGUUGUAAAGUGUAUAUCAUGUCUUUCAACAUGUAUCUUUCCAGACAGAACUGCAUAUCCAAUCGAUGAAACUAUGGUUCAUAAUGGUCCUCCUCAUAACAGUAAUUUUGGUUAUUCAUAUGCGAAAAGGAUGAUCGAUAUACUUAAUAGAGGAUAUGCGCAAGAAUUUGGUCGGAAAUAUACUUCAGUAAUACCGUGUAAUGUGUUUGGACCACAUGACAACUAUAAUUUGAAAGAUGGACACGUCAUUCCGAGCCUAAUUCAUAAAACCUAUCUUGCGAAACAUGAAGGGAUACCCUUGAAGGUAUUUGGCAGUGGGACGCCCUUGCGUCAAUUUAUUUACUCCUUAGAUUUGGCUCGACUUUUCGUUUGGGUCGUACGAUCAUAUGAGGAAAUUGAUCCAAUUAUAUUAUCAGUAGGAGAGGAAGAUGAAGUAUCAAUUAUGGACGCUGUUCACGCUAUUGUUAAGGCGUUCGAUUUCAAAGGUGAAAUAGUUCAAGACAAAACAAAGGCUGAUGGACAAUACAAGAAGACUGCAUCAAAUGCAAAAUUACGCAAAUAUUUGCCAGAUUUCAAGUUUACACCAUUUGAAAUAGCAAUCAAAGAAUCUGUUGAUUGGUUUAUCGCCAAUUAUGAUAGUGCACGCAAAUAAUUGCAGAUAUUACUGCGAAAUGGGUAAAUUCUGCAAUUGCUUUACUUAUUUC